AAUUAGGAUUUGAAAGAGCCUGCAUUAUGGCUCAUGCAGCUUUGAACUUGGUUAGGAAGACGAACUAUAUGCUAGAACUUAUUAUCAACAACUUCAUUUGGUACAACUUGAAGAAUUCUUUGUUCUAAGAGGGAAAAAAAUAAGGAAGGUCUAGCCGUCUUGUUUUCCUCUUCAGAAAUGGAAUUCAGGAGCCAUGGUACUAAUGUCUUGAUACUGUGAAAGUCCCCCAUUUAGACAAAGGAGACUUAGUCACAAACCCAGUUCCUAGCCUGGUUAAAAUCAGAGUUAAACUAUUUUCAUGUUACCAGUGUUGCUACUGUGAAAGAAAGAAAUCAUGAUGCGGUUAACUAAGCCUACUUUAUUCACCAAUAUUCCAGUAACAUGUGAAGAAAAAGACUUACCUGGAGAUCUUUUUAACCAACUCAUGAGAGAUGAUCCUUCAACUGUAAAUGGUGCAGAAAUUUUAAUGUUGGGUGAAAUGUUGACUUUGCCACAGAAUUUCGGGAAUAUAUUUUUGGGAGAGACCUUUUCCAGUUACAUCAGCGUUCAUAAUGAUAGCAAUCAAGUUGUAAAAGAUAUAUUAGUAAAAGCUGAUCUUCAGACAAGUUCUCAGCGUUUAAAUCUUUCAGCUUCCAAUGCUGCAGUGGCUGAACUUAAACCUGAUUGUUGUAUUGAUGAUGUCAUACACCAUGAAGUGAAAGAAAUUGGAACACACAUCUUGGUGUGUGCAGUGAGCUAUACAACUCAGUGCGGAGAAAAAAUGUAUUUUAGAAAAUUCUUCAAAUUUCAGGUUCUCAAACCAUUGGAUGUGAAAACCAAAUUUUACAAUGCAGAGAGUGACCUCAGUUCUGUGACUGAUGAAGUAUUUCUGGAAGCCCAGAUUCAGAAUAUUACAACCUCACCCAUGUUUAUGGAGAAAGUUUCAUUGGAACCAUCUAUAAUGUACAAUGUAGCAGAAUUAAACUCAGUCAGCCAAGCUGGAGAAUGUGUAACUACGUUUGGAUCCAGAGCAUAUUUGCAGCCAAUGGAUACACGCCAGUAUUUGUACUGCCUAAAACCUAAGAAGGAGUUUGCAGAAAAAGCAGGCAUCAUUAAAGGAGUAACAGUAAUUGGAAAAUUGGAUAUAGUGUGGAAAACAAAUCUAGGUGAAAGGGGAAGGUUACAGACCAGCCAACUUCAGCGAAUGGCUCCAGGUUAUGGAGAUGUUAGGUUGUCUUUGGAGGCAAUCCCAGAUACCGUAAACCUAGAAGAACCUUUUCAUAUUACCUGUAAAAUAACAAACUGCAGCAGUGAAAGGACUAUGGAUCUGGUUUUGGAAAUGUGCAAUACCAAUUCUAUCCACUGGUGUGGCAUUUCAGGAAGACAGCUUGGAAAGCUGCAUCCCAGUUCUUCUCUCUGCCUUGCCCUUACUCUGCUGUCUUCAGUACAGGGACUGCAGAGUAUCUCCGGCUUAAGAUUAACAGACACGUUCUUAAAGAGAACUUAUGAAUAUGAUGACAUCGCACAGGUCUGUGUGGUGUCUUCGGCCAUUAAAGUGGAGAGCUGAAGAUUUCCAGUGCUUUUCAUUGAAUUUCACAGAACUGUUUUUUUUGUCACCUUUGUGAAAUGAUCAAGUCUACAACAAAAAUAAGUACCUAUUAUUUAAAUUUCUUUCCUGACAAAGUUAAAAUAUUAAAUAUUUGUUUUGAAAAGAACCA
Molecule: messenger RNA, 1697 nt
Organism: Lontra canadensis (Northern American river otter)
Lineage: Eukaryota; Metazoa; Chordata; Mammalia; Carnivora; Mustelidae
Gene: TRAPPC13
Product: trafficking protein particle complex 13
Exons: 13
Coding region: 335-1546 (403 amino acids)
Cellular component (GO): TRAPPIII protein complex
Source: RefSeq, a predicted model, not a curated record